AUGAGCCGGAGAUCCGCGGCCUGCUUGCGGUGUUGCUUGGUGAUCUUUGCGGUGGUUUCUGCCCUCUGUGUAUGUGGGCCCGCUCUCUACUUCAAGUUCAACAAGCGCCUAAAAUUCGAAGGGGUUUCGUCUUCUUGUCUUCCCUGCAACUGCAAAUGUGCUCCUCCUCAAUCCCUUUUUCAGAUUGUUCCUGGUUUGGCAAAUCUUUCCAUUACAGAUUGCGGGAAAGAUGAUCCUGAUGUGAAGGAAGAAAUGGAGAAGCAAAUUGUGGACUUAUUAUCAGAAGAGCUAAAGCUGCAAGAAACUGUUAGCGAAGCACAUUCCCGACACAUGAACAUCACUUUAGGAGAGGCCAAAAGAUUAGCUUCCCAAUACCAAAGGGAGGCCGAAAAAUGCAAUGCUGCCACUGAGACCUGUGAGGGCUCCAGAGAAAGGGCAGUGGUGCUUCUCACUAAGGAGAAGAAGAUAACAGCUCUGUGGGAGAAAAGGGCCCGGGACCUUGGUUGGGAAGGUGAAUAG
Striga hermonthica is the source of this 519-nucleotide messenger RNA. Lineage: Eukaryota; Viridiplantae; Streptophyta; Magnoliopsida; Lamiales; Orobanchaceae. The record is from the annotation of a GenBank genome assembly.